CGACCAAUGUUUUCCAAUUUCAACUUCUGAACUUUUCACCGGAACCCUAUAAUUUAACCACCCCCCCUUCACUCCAGAUGAACGAUUCUCAAAACAAUCAGAAGAUUAUAGAGAUCGAAGAUGAUGAUGAUCACGGGGAGCAAGAAUCUCCCAGAGGCGUCUUGGAAAUCCCCGUCUCUGGUUCGGAUUCCGACAACCACAGCAGCCUAAGCCGGAGCCUGAGCAGCCGUGGCUCGUCUUUUAACGACAAAUCUCCUGCAACCGAGUGCGGUGGAGAAGAGGAGGAGGGUGGCGGCAGAGCAGCGGGUCAGUCGUUGCAGUGGAGAAAUUUGGUGGAUACUUUAAAACGGAAGUCCUUGAAGAAGUUUUCGACGGUGCCGUUGCUAGCCGGUUAUGGGUUCUCGAGGAAGAGUUUGAUGAAGAAAUUAGGUCGGAAUCAUGGGAAGGAGGAGACGGUGGAAGGCAAUUGGGCGGUUCCGAAACCGUCGUGGCGGAAUUUCACGUUAGAAGAACUUGCGGCGGCGACGGACGGCUUCAGCACCGGUAAUUUGGUUGGACAAGGCGGGCACGCGGAUGUGUACAAAGGAUGCUUACCCGACGGCCAAAUUGUGGCCGUCAAGAGGAUAACAAAAAAAGAAAAGAAAGACGAGGAUCGGGUCGGGGAUUUCUUAUCGGAGCUCGGGAUCAUCGCUCACAUUAACCAUCCGAAUGCGGCUAGGUUGAUCGGCUUUAGCUCUGAUUCCGAUUUGCACCUUGUCCUCCAAUUCGCACCUCAUGGCAGCCUUGCAACUUUACUACAUAAUCGUGAAGAAAGAUUAGAAUGGGCGUUAAGGUUUAAGGUGGCGAUCGGUGUGGCCCAAGGCUUGCAAUAUCUCCAUUGUGAAUGUCAUAGGCGCAUAAUUCAUCGGGAUAUCACAGCUUCAAACAUUUUGUUGAUGGAAGACUAUCAACCUCAGAUAUCUGAUUUCGGGCUGGCGAAAUGGCUCCCAGACAAAUGGGUUCACCAUGUUGUUUCCCCCAUCGAAGGGACUUUUGGGUACAUGUCACCUGAAUAUUUCAUGCAUGGAAUUGUUCAUGAGAAGAUCGAUGUAUUUUCUUUUGGUGUUCUUUUGCUUGAGCUUAUUACUGGCCGUCGUGCUGUUGAUUCAUGUCGACAAAGCCUUGUUAUCUGGGCAAAGCCACUUCUGGAGCAAAGUAACAUGAAAGAGCUCGUGGAUCCUCGUUUAGAAGAUGAUUAUGAAAGGAUCGAACUCAAGCGUGCAAUGUCCGCAGCUUCAGCAUGCAUUCAUCACUUGCCGAACAUGCGCCCAAACAUGAAAAGGGUUGUACAGAUACUGAAGGGAGAGAGCCCGGCAGCGGAAUUGAAACCGAAAACAAGCGGAGGGAGAGCAUUGAUUGUAGACGCAUGCGAUUUGGAGGAUUACACUUGUACAAAGUACCUAAAAGACCUCAAUCGGCACAUGGAACUUGUAAUGGAGUGAUGGUUUACUAACUCAGAAGAAAAGAGUCUUUUUGGUCGUCUUUUUGGUGGUGGUUGUGGUUGUGGUUGUGUGUGUGUGUUUGUAUAUGGUUGGUUGAUGGGAGUGGUGGUGGGAUUUGAAGAUUGGCUGAUGAAACCU
Molecule: messenger RNA, 1619 nt
Organism: Cynara cardunculus var. scolymus (artichoke)
Lineage: Eukaryota; Viridiplantae; Streptophyta; Magnoliopsida; Asterales; Asteraceae
Product: receptor-like cytosolic serine/threonine-protein kinase RBK1
Exons: 8
Coding region: 78-1481 (467 amino acids)
Biological process (GO): protein phosphorylation
Molecular function (GO): ATP binding; protein kinase activity
Source: RefSeq, a predicted model, not a curated record